AGGAGGUUUGUGGCAGUUUGUUGUCAUCUCCAUCCAAUAGUGAACCGCUACAUUGUAUCGGCACGGUGUCUCAUUUUCACCCGUAAUUUUUGUUUCAUAAUAUUUAUACCCGCUUAACGCUUCCUGCAAAACCAACUUAUUAGGUUGUAGGAAAGCUUUUGAAAAAAAUUGAAAGCGGCGGUUGAAGUUAAUUGUUAAAAUAUAUAACCAUGGUGCUGUUAGGUAGUUCGCGAAAGACAAGCAAGGAGGGAGAGUUUAAUUGAUGACUUCUUGGAGGAAAAGAAUGGGUGCUUGCGGGUAGCAUUAAAAAUAAUUUCCUGAAGCAAGUGAAGGAAAUGAAUGUAAAGUUGGGUAGUUAACGCACAAAAGAGAGAAAGAGAGAGGGGAGUCUCCGCUUGGACCGAUGAGGAGGAGAAGAGGAUGAGAGGAUGACGUCUCGGUCCUUGUGGAUGUUCUCUGACUUUCUGAGGCCACUGCUCUACUUUGCUGCCGUAAGGUAGAGCAGCCCAACUCUGCCUGGGAAGCAGCAUCAGACUAUCACACAGACCACCCUGUGAAGAUUUCUCCUUUUAAUGGAUGCCCGAGUGGCUCUGCCGAUUGUAUGGACAGGUCUUGUCCUGCUGACAGCCAAGUUGAAGUGGAUUGAAGCUGCCCAAAUCUUCACCAACACUUGGGCUGUCCAGAUCAAUGGGGGCCCUGGGGAGGCUGACCGCAUCGCCAGGGAGCAUGGUUUCAUCAACCAAGGCAAUGUUUUUGGAGAUUAUUAUCACUUCAGGCACCAUGCCGUGGAGAAGAGGGCAUUGUCAGGCCACAAGGGAAUACACAUCAGACUGCAAAAAGAACCACAGGUCCUGUGGGCGGAACAGCAAGCGGUGAAAAGAAGAAAGAAAAGGGACAUCUUUGAAGACCCCAUAGACCCAGAUUUUUCCAAGCAGUGGUACCUGUCCAAUCCAACACAUCAAGACUUGAAUACGAAAGCAGCCUGGGCUCAAGGGUACACUGGGAGAGGUGUAGUGGUGACCAUUUUGGACGAUGGAAUUGAAAAGGACCAUCCUGACCUCAUCGCCAAUUAUGACCCUGACGCAAGCUAUGAUGUUAAUGAUGGAGAUACUGACCCCCAACCGAGAUACACACAGAGAAAUGAGAACAGACAUGGGACUCGGUGCGCAGGGGAAGUUGCAGCUGUCGCCAACAACGGAAUAUGUGGUGCAGGUGUGGCCUAUAACGCAAAAAUUGGAGGAGUUCGUAUGUUGGAUGGGGAGGUGACAGACCUGGUGGAGGCUCACUCUCUAAGCCUUAACCCUCAGCACAUCCACAUUUACAGUGCGAGCUGGGGCCCGGAGGAUGACGGCAAGUCGCUGGAUGGCCCUGCCAAACUGGCCAAGGAGGCUUUCCUUCAAGGAAUAACCAAGGGACGCGGUGGACUGGGCUCCAUCUUCGUCUGGGCCUCAGGCAACGGUGGCCGCGAACAGGACAGCUGCAACUGUGACGGCUACACCAACAGCAUUUACACGCUGUCCAUCAGCAGCACCACAGAGUCGGGCAACGUGCCGUGGUACAGUGAGCCCUGCUCCUCAACGCUGGCUACCACCUUCAGCUCUGGGAAUCCAGGGGAGAAGCAGAUAGUGACCACAGACCUGAGGCAGAAAUGCACAGACUCUCACACAGGAACGUCUGCCUCGGCCCCACUAGCUGCUGGGAUCAUCGCUCUGGCUCUGGAAGCAAAUAUGAACCUAACCUGGAGGGACAUGCAGCACCUGGUGGUGAGGACGUCUCUGCCCGGGCACCUUAUUGCCGGAGACUGGAAGUCCAAUGGAGUGGGACGCAUUGUGAGUCACUCGUAUGGAUAUGGUUUGCUAGAUGCAGGUGCUAUGGUGAGUUUGGCACAGAACUGGACAAAAGUGGGACCACAGCACCAGUGUGUUCUGACAAUGCUCACAGAACCAAGAGACAUCAGGAACAAGCUGGUAUUCAGCAAGAGCGUGGAUGCCUGUUGGGGACGACCGGAGUAUGUCCGAUCUCUGGAGCACGCUCAGGCUCGCCUCACUCUUUCCCACAACAAGCGAGGAAAAUUGGCCAUUCAUCUCAUCAGCCCGCUGGGCACACGUUCCACCCUGCUGUUCCCGAGGCCUAAUGACUAUUCUUCCGAGGGGUUCAACGACUGGGCCUUUAUGACCACCCACUCAUGGGAUGAGGACCCGCAAGGAGAGUGGACCCUAGAAAUAGAAAAUGUUGCAGCUAAUGGACGUGACUAUGGUGUGUUGAGUCAGUUCACCCUCACGUUGUGGGGCACCGGACCCAGUGUUGUUAACACCUCGUCGCCCGACUUCCCACGACCUUCGAACAACAGCUGCAAGACGUUCGAUGCCCAGCAGAUCUGUAUCGAGUGCAGCCUGGGCUUCUCCCUUCUCCUCCAGGGUUGUGUGAAGUUUUGCCCCCCAGGCUUUACAUCAGGCCCACAGCUCCUCAACCUCUCUCUUGAGAACUGGGUGGACUUGUCCUCCGUGCAGGCUUGUCUGCCUUGCCACCCCUCCUGCCUCACCUGCUCAGGCCCAGGACCUACAGACUGCCUUUCUUGUCCACCUCACAGCCACCUGGUCCUCACCUCCUGUCUGCACCAGAACCAAGUCCUGAGGAAAUCCCCUCUUACAGGAGGACUGGAGGGUAAAGAAGCUGAGCCAGAGGUAAAGAGACCAGCAGAAGCAGACAACAACAGCGGAGAAGCUGAGGAUCCGCCGGGACUCAGUGCAGCCCCGCCCUCUCAACUUCCUGUCAUCGUGGCAGUUCUCAGCUGUGCCUUCAUCCUGGCUGCCUUCGUCGGGGUCUUCUUCUUACUCCAGGUGCUCUCAGGAGACGCGUCUUUGGCCUGGAGGACCAAACUGCCCUGUGUGUUUUCAGACACUAGGAGGACACGGCUGGGCCUCGGUUUGACCUUCCAGCAGGGGCGGGAGUGGAAGGCUCGGAUAUGCUACAAGGGAAUCCCCACUGUGUGGGUGGACGAGGAUAUGAUCGCAUAUGAGUCUGAAUCAGACAGCGAGGAAGUGGACGGUCACAGCGAGAGGACAGCUUUUAUCAAGACGCAGAGCUUGAUGUAGCUGGAUCUGUUUCAGCUGCUGAGGUUUCUCACACCUCGGUGCGGAGGGUGUUGGAUCUGACUCUGCAGAGGUGAUACAAGAAAAACUGAAACACAGGCCUUACUGUCCCAUCGGCACCCAUCCUAAUGCAUUUUGUAUUUAUUUACCUUUUAAUAAUUUAUCUGAUUUCAUUGACCACUUUAUGUGUGUUAUAUUCUGCGCUUAACUCUGUCACCUACAUAGGCCGUUGCAAAAGUUUAACUCUUUUUUUCAUUGGGAUGUUAUGUGAUAGGUGGCACAUAAUUGUGAGGUGAAAGAAAAGGAUACAAAAUUUUUCUUCUACAAAUAAAAAACUAUAAAGUAGAAGGUACACCUGUACUCAGCCCUGCAAAAUACUUUAUAGAACCAUCUUCUGCUGCAAUCACAGCUCAGUUUUGUAGAGUAAGUCUCUACCAGCUUUGCAUAUCUAACAUAUUUCGAGGAUCGUCUUGUAUUUGGCUCCAUUUACCCUCACAUCAACUCUGACAAGUUUACCUGUCCCCUAUGAUGUAAAGCCUCCCCACAGCAUAAUGCUACCAAACCCAUAUUGUCUUUAGGAUCACAGGGAGUGUCUUUGGUCACAAAAAGCAUUUUUGUUGUAGGUCUCAUCUGACCUGAGCACCUUCUUUCACAUGUUUACUGUGUCCCCUCCGUGGCAUUUGGCAAACUUUAAAUCGGACUUCUAAUGACUUUCUCUCUACAACACCUUUCUCAUUGCCGCUACUUUGUUAGGGCCAGAUUUGUAGGGUGCGUGACUAAACGCUGUCCUGUCAACAGAAUUGCUAAUAACGUGACUUUUAAAACCAAUGGUUUGUACUAGAUUUGAUUUUAUGGUAUCAGAGUAGAAGGCGGCUGAAUACAAAUGGACAUAACACUUCUUAAAUCUUUAUUUGUAAGAAAACAAUUAGGCCGUGUACUGUUUUUCUCCUAUUUCACAAUUAUCCACUACUUUCAGUUGGUCUAUCAUGUAAAAUCCCAUUAAAAUACAUUAAAGUUUGAGGUUGUAAUGUGACGAAAGGAUGAAAAGCGUAAGAGGUAUGAAUACUUUUGCAAUGCACUGUUAGAUGUGUUAUGUGCAAAUAUUGUACUCAUCUGUAACCAUUCCUAGAACUCAUUUGGUGCAGAUGGUUAAGAUAAUUGGGCUCCAGUAAAAUAUAAGAACAGUUAAAAUGAAAGCAGGUAAAAGGUAAAGUGUCUAUGUACACCACAUACUAUGUCUCAGAUAUUUCCCAAAAUGCAAAGCUAUAACCAGUGUUAUAUGAGCUCUCUCUCUCUCCAUGCUAAAUGUCCACCAACAUAAAAGCACAUACGUUUGGGUUGUAAUGUCCAUCUUUACAUGAGCCACACGAACAUUUCAACCUCAUCCUGAUCAGUAGGAUGGGGUCUGUAAAGAGGGAUCAUAACUUGCUGUAAAAAAAAUAACAUGAAACCUUUUAAACCAUGCAGCUUAUUACUUUAUCAGACACACAUCUGAUAGAUCCCAAAAUCCAAACCAGGCUUUGAUAAUUUUCUGUUUUAUGUAUAUUUAUUUCCUGGCAGAGUGGGGAGCUAGGAGGUUUGCUUGCUGUUCAUUAAUAGUUGGAACACUUUAAUUUGAAGAUUUCUGCGACACAGUGGGACGCCAUAAUAAAACACCCCGCAGGCUCUUUGAGCGGGAAACUAUGGAGGAUGUUCAGCUUCGGUUGAGCCACAGUAGGAAGACAUAUCUGAUAUAUCACUCAGAAAAACUUACUGGCUCAUAGAAAUGCAAGUUUUUUUUAAUUUCCUUUUUAAUAACUUUAUAAGAUCAGUUAGCCCAAAGCUGCCUGGCGACCUUUGGCUGCUUUGUCCCAAUCAGUAGCUGCUGGAUCAUUUUCUUCUCAUUUUCCCCUCAGAGUGUGCAGUAUAUUGAUUUCAGGAGCUGCUGUGCCAGAACAUUUUCAUCAAGGUGAAGUUCCCUCCCUUUCUAUUGUCAGCUCCAUACAUUAAAAAGACAUCCACAUGCUUUAUUUCCCAUCUGUGUAGACUUGGCUCUACACAGGCUCAAUCAAAGCCUUUGGAUCUAAAGGCUGGAAUAAUUACUGCAGUUACUGAAAAAAUUAGAUAUCUUAAAUUGCAUUUUCUAUAUUUGUUUUAUAGGUCUUUUUUAAUUGAACUGAUAAUGGCUGUUUAAAGUUGUGGAGAAGAGUUUCAUGCUGGAUUAAAAAGAUGUUGACAGUG
Girardinichthys multiradiatus is the source of this 5312-nucleotide messenger RNA. RefSeq names its product furin (paired basic amino acid cleaving enzyme) b (gene furinb). Gene Ontology annotation, cellular component: Golgi membrane; trans-Golgi network. Lineage: Eukaryota; Metazoa; Chordata; Actinopteri; Cyprinodontiformes; Goodeidae. The record is from RefSeq and is a predicted model, not a curated record. The transcript has 16 exons. The coding region runs from base 573 to 3095 and encodes 840 amino acids. Gene Ontology annotation, molecular function: serine-type endopeptidase activity. Gene Ontology annotation, biological process: peptide hormone processing.